Messenger RNA from Caenorhabditis auriculariae, 19660 nucleotides. The record is from the annotation of a GenBank genome assembly. Lineage: Eukaryota; Metazoa; Nematoda; Chromadorea; Rhabditida; Rhabditidae.
AUGUCUCAUAGGUUGCCACAGUCUCUCUCCAAGACCUGAAAAAGUUUUCGAUUACAACGUGGUUGAACGGUCUGCAAGAAGACGGAGCGCCGUCCUAGCCGCUUUCUUUGUCUUUUUACGAUUUAGCCUGUUUUAAAGAAGCACUAGGAAAAUUUUUAGUGGCCACUAUAGAGGCUCGCCGAGGACUACUUGGAGAGGACACUGAAGUGGCCACUAAGCCCACCUCUAUAGUGGCCACUAUUUUCCGUUUUAGUGGACACUAUAGAGGCUCUAUAUUUAGUGACUAAUUCAGUAGAUUUCACCCAGUAUCUCUUUCAUCCAAUAUUCUUUCCAGUAACCGUGAUAAUUUUAAAACAAACAUAUUGGACCAGUCAUGUUGAUUCAUUGACCCCUAAAGUGGCCACUAAAAUUCUUAGUGGUCUAGUAGUAGCACUUAGAACUCUAUAGUGGCCACUUUUUAACACCUUAAAUAGACACUAAUUUGACUACUAUAGGGGACACUAAAACGUCAAAACCUCUAAAAAUUUUCCCAGCACGGAGAAAUUUCCGUGACAAGAAAGGUCAUUUUACUUUGCAAUAAGAAUUUUUCUGAAAUUUGGCCAGAAUAUUCCUUGAUGUACCAGAUGAAGAUACAGAAAGGCUCAACCCGCAUAACUUUCCAGUUUUCGAGAAAAACGAACUUGAAAUCGAAAAAACCGUCAAAAUCGGGAAAAUGAGUAGUUUUCGGGCUUUGAGUCCUUAUUUAGGAAGUUGGGCAGAUUGAGAGUUUCAGAAUCUUCAUAUAGUUCAUCAAGGAGUGUUCUGGCCGAACUUCAGGAAUUUCCGACUGCAAACUAAAAUGAUCUUCCUUAUUUUUUUAAAAGUGUCACCAUUAUUGUUCUUUUCUUGAUACUUCUUUUGGACAACGUUUGUUUCAAUAUGGCUCUUUAAGAGACGAAAGUGUGCUCUAUAGCAAAUAAAAACCAUAAAUUUUCCGAAUAUUCCUGUGUCACACCUUGUUUAUUGUCCAAAUAAAUAAAUUUUGUUAAUUUUUUUUCGUCAUGUUCAUUGAAAUCGAUGUUUUUCACGCCUUUGUGUCAUGUUACUUUGGAUUGAAUAUUUUUAAAGGUCAAGUUUCUCUUUUUUUUUAAUUGGCUUCAUUUGACCUCGAGGGCUCCAUGAUUUCUCUCUCGAAGAGCGAAAAGUUCAACAAGAGAGAAAUUACUCGAUUGCUUAGAUUGAAUUUGAAAAAAAUAUAAGACUAAUUAUAAUAUUUAUAUCAUUUCAAAAAAAUCUAUAAAUUAUUUAAAAAUUGUUUUUUUGCGCCAUUCAUGCUGAGAUUUAAUACUUUUUCACUGUUGGAAAGGAGAAUCAACAUGUUUUUUUAACCCAAAGAUAGAACAUUUCGUUCCGAAAACCGCGAAUCCGCGAGGAGAUCAACGGCAGAUGCAAUUUCACAAUGGAGCGCAUUUUCCUUUUCGCUUAAAUUUGGAGGGAAACCCGUUCAAAUUCGUGUUCUUAUUCUUUUUUUUUCAUUAUGUUUUUCUUUUUCGGAUUUUAUUUUUUUCUACGAAUAAUAUCAUAUUGAUCUGUAUUUCCUAUUAUUGGGACGAACGAAGUAAGCUUUUUUUCUGUUGGAUUUUUUGAAGCUGUUGAAGGUUUUAAAAAAAAGAUGACAAUUAUUUUUUUUUUCUCAUAACGUAUAAUAUUUUCAUAAAAAUCAACUGCAAAAUUUUCUUGCAUUUUUACUAGUGACUUUUAGAAAGCGCUGCUUUUUUUUAAGUCCGAAAAUUAUUUUUAAUUUUUUUUAGGCAUGCCUCCUCGGCCAAAAGUGGCACGGCGCACUAAAACUAGCGGUAUAUUAUUUUUUUCCCCGAUUUUUCAUGGUUUCGAUUUUUCAAUUUCAGCGGCCACUCCAUCCAAACGGCGGAAAAAAAUGAUCCAGAAGAGGAAGAACAAGUGGUAUUUCUAAUUUUUUUUUUGUUUUGAUAAAAGAUAUUUUGGUAUUUUAGGUAGAAGAACCAGUUCCAGUUUCUCAUGUAGUAGAAGAUGACGAUUAUAAUUCCGAUGAAGACCUAAUAAACAUUGUGAGUGAAGAAAUUACGAAAAAAGUUUUGAUUUCAAUACUGAUUUUAAAUUUUUUUUCAAUGUUUAUAUCAAAUUUUCAGACGAUUCCUCCAAGGUUUGCCGAGUUGGAACGAAAUGUCCCUGGACGUCUGUCGAUUGCCAAAAUCGAAAUGACCAAUUUCAAAAGUUAUUAUGGAACUUGUACUGUUGGCCCUUUUCACAAGGUAGAGUCUCUAGAGAAAAAAAUAUUAUACGAACAUCAAGAAAAAUUUUUUUAAAAUUUACAACUUUAUAUAAUUCUUAAUAAAGCUCGUACUUGAAUCGUUGAUUUUUUUCGAACGAUUUUUUUGAAAGUUUCUUGUGAAAAAUAUAAGUGAAAAAUGAUUGAAAUUUAGGAUCAAAGUGAGUCUUUUUUUAAAUUUAGAUUAUUUUUUUCACUCAUUUUUUUCCUGAACUGUUUACAGCUGCGUUCGACAGGCAGAGCAACAUUUUGCACAGAAAAAAAGAGCAUUUUUUUCGUGUUUAUUUUUUUUGAAAGUUGAAAAAAAGGGCUGAUUUUGACUCUUUUUUUGCGUCAUUGAAGAUCAUAAAAUACUUCUGCUCCUUCAGAGAUAUCUGGAAAAUUUUUUUGUAAACAUAUUAUAUUUUUUUCCAGCUCAAGCUCUAAUCAAAACGUUGAAAAAAAUGAUAAUCUCCGGUUUUUUUAGUCAUUCACUUCGGUUAUCGGCCCGAACGGUUCCGGAAAAUCGAACGUUAUCGACGCGUUGCUCUUCGUUUUUGGCUUUCGAGUUUAUUUUCUUCUCAAAAUGUCUUAAGUUCAUAUGUUUUUCUUUCAGUCAGCCAAAAUCCGCGCGAAAAAAGUGACGGCUUUGAUUCACAAGAGCGCCAAUCAUCAGUGUGAAUCUUGUAAUGUCCGCAUCGUUUUUCACAACAUUAUCGAUCGGGUUUGUCAUUUUUUUAAUUGAAGUUCAGAUCGAAAUUUAUAAAUUUUUUUAUCUGUAAAAAGUUCUAAAAAAAUUUUUUUAUUUUUCUGGAAAUUAUCUUUAUGUUAGUUCAGUCGUUGCCCAAAAAAAUAUUUAGCAAGUUUUACAAAUUCGGAAAAAUCGUGUUUUUUUCAGGAAAUUUUGGAGUGGGUUUAUUAUUAAUGUAAAUUUGAUAGAAACUUAAAAAUUUUUGAGUUUUUUUCAAUUUUUUUAAAACUUGAAGAAGAUUUUUUUGAGAUAUGUCGAUAAUUUUUUUGAAUAAAUUUUCAUAUUUUUUUCUUCGAGUUCAUUUGUUCAUGUAUUUUCAGGGCGAAGAUGACUAUUAUAUAAUCGAAGGGACGACUUUUUUUCCAUUUCCAGAUCGGUAACUAUGCGUGGCGACAGUAAAUAUGACAUCGAUGGAAAGGUAAGAAAUUUAUUUUAUUUUUUUUAACUCUGCAACGAUUUUCGAAUUUCAAAAUUUUUCUUUCUUAGCCUGUUUGGACUUUCAGAGAACAUCGUAUUAACUCAGAAAUUUCGGUUUUUUCUUUUUGAAGAAUUCAGGGAAACAUUUUCUUUUUUUCUAAUUCUAUUCUUCCAGACAGUCACUCAUAAAGAAGUUGAAACGAAGCUGAAAAGUCUGGGAAUCGAUCUGGUUCACAAUCGUUUUCUGAUCUUACAAGUGAGUUCUGUGAGAAAAUAUCUAGAAAAACGACUUUUAAAGACUUUGAAGGCACAUUUCUGUUCAAGGAUUUUUAGGGAAUUCUGAAGUAUAAAAUUUUUAAAAUAACUAAACUAACCUCGAAAACAUAUGCUUAUUUCAAAAUUUUCGAAAAAUUUCUUCGAAAUGAUAUCUUAUGAAUUUGGUUAAAAAUCUCUAAAAGAUAAUUUCUGGAAAAUUUUAACAGAGUUGGCAGUAAUUUAAUUUUUUCCCCAAGGGAGAAGUUGAAACGAUCGCUUCGAUGAAGCCGAAAGGAGGUCCUGGCGAAGAAGGAAUGUUGGAAUAUUUGGAGGAUAUCAUCGGCUCCAGCAGAUAUUUGGUAUUGCCAGUUUCUUUUAUAAACAACUUUUCAAUAUAAUAAAUUUUCAUGGACUUCAGACGGCAUAUAUAGUAUGAAAAAAAAAACGGUCGCUUAUAAAUUUAUCGAGUAUCACUAAUGUCAGUGCAGAUUAAAUUGAUUUAUUUGAAAAAAAUAUCAUUAAAAAUUCUGAAAAGUAGUUAGGCGCAGACUUGUUCUGCGCCAUUUGGGUUUAGGAUGAGUUGGGAAAAAAAAGAGCGUUAUGAUAACUUUUUCUGUAAAUCAAAUGUUGUAAAAUUUUUGUUGAGUUUAUGAUAAGUUUAGCUUUUUUUUUUGAAUGUGAAGCUCGAAAAAUCUCCCAAAAGUUUGAGGAUGAAAAAAAUGCAGAAAUACAAUUUGAAGUCAUUUAUUCGCUGAAAAAUUCCGAAUAAACUUUUUGAAAGUAGUUUUCGUGAUUAUUAUCAAAAAAUUUAUCCAUUUUUUUAAAAGUAAAAAAAAAAAAUUGACCCAUUCCAAUUCUUAAGUCGAUAGAAAUAGCUUAUCUAUGAAGUACACGAAUUCUUAAACUUUCUACCGACAAAGUCAAAACUUUUGUGGACCUCGUGAAAGUUGACACGUUCAAUUUAACUUUGAUUUAUGUAGGUGUGUUUUUGUGACUUCGUAAAUUUUCGUCCAUAAAGUUUGAUUUACAGCCGGCAAUCAGAAAGUUGGAUCGACGUCUGGACAAAAUGAAGGCCAUUUUAUCUCAACAAGAAGCAAGGUAAUUGAAAUAAAAAUAAAUUCCAUUAACCUUCAAAUCAAUUCUAUAAAGCAAAUUUUGUUGAUUUAAUACACAAAUACGUAUUCAGAAAGCUUCAAAUACUUUUACUCCGUGUUUUCUGAAAAUUUACGAGGUUUAUGAAUGUUUGUUUCGAGUAAAUUUUUUUUUUUGCUCUGAAAAAAUGCUUAAAAAAAAGGCUCAGUAACUCCUAGAAAUCGAUUUUUGAUCCGUAAUCAGACGAAAAUUUUGUUAACGUUUGUAAGAUGUUGCAAGUUUCUGGCGGUCACAAUCAGUUGAAGGAAAAAAAAAUUACGAAUUUUCGUUUCCAAAAAAGGGAUUUUUUAAUUUUCCUCUUCAAAAAUCAAUUUUUUUUUUCUAACUUUAUCAUAUGACAUAUAACUUUGUUCGAUAUCAUAAUUUAUUUAUUGAAAAAAAUUCAAAAAAACAUGAAAAACAUCUGGUUAUUCAUUUUUUUCUUUUUAUAAAUUCUAAGAAACGUAUUAUCACUUUUUUUCACGCUGUCUCCGUUAUUCUCAAAAACAACGGGUACAAUAAAAAAAAACAUAUGUUUUAAUUAGGAUGAAACUUCAUCCAGUAUAAUUGUCCGUCAUCAGAAAUGCGGACCCAACUUUUUGAGCCAUUCCCUCUUACUGUAGCCGGGUUACGGUAGGAAAGUGGACAUCUGCGUAUCUAAGUAUUGAAGAGUUUUUAUUAGGCAAGUGAUAUAUCAAUCGAUAGGUAAUCCAAUUUUGAGAACUUUUACAGUACAUACCAUCUUAUGUUACGGUGGAAAAAUUUUGAGUUACGGUACUUUUUGCGUCUGCCGAGUCAGUUUUUCGGCCACCACGAGCUUGAGCCAGGAGAUCAAUUCUUUCUAGCUCAUCAAAAGAUACCUUUCGAAAAGCUCUACAAGGUGAUACUAGUUUGAAAGAAUCUUAGGUGGACCAUCAUUUAGAAAAAUCGCUCCGAAGGCGCGCAAUCGUGGUCUUGCGGCGACCAAAUGGGUGAAGUCCAUGAUGCCUGACGGCUCAUUCUUCACUGAUCCAUUCUAAACUUUGUUUCCAUUUCACUUAAAAUUAUCUAUCAUUGAUUUUUAUUGCAACAUGAGAUGAUUCCAGGUUGACCAUCAUCUCGAAGUUUCAUUUUGAAUCCAAAUUUGGCCCCGUAAAAACGUUCCCUAGUCAGAGAAACUGAGGAAAAAGAUUUUCAUGUCAAUUUUUCUGAAAAAAAAAGUCAAUUCUUUCAGGCAAACUCAGUACCGAGAAGCGGCGGAACAUCUCCGGCCAAUCGCCGAGGAAACUGUCGAAUAUUUGCGGAAUGAGAAUGAGUUGGCCAAUACGCAGGCGAGGCUUCUUCAGUGCAAAAAGUGAACUUGAAUCGAACUCAUCUCAGAAUUAAUAGAAAUUGGUUCAGACACGAGCUGACGACGACUUUGGAUCAAGUAACCCUGGAUUUCGAGGCGAAAAGUUUGGCCAAAGAUAACGCCGUCGAAGAUUUGGCCAAGAUCAAGGCGGAGAUCGUCGAUAUUGAGCGAAAGGAGAAGGAAUUCGAGAAGUUGGUCUUGGAAAAAAGGGCGUUUUCUUGGAAGGAUUAAAAGUAAUGUCGCAACGAACAGACAGAUUUUAUGAGAUAUUUUGGUAUGGCUUGGAGUUUCCUCUCUUAUAGUUUCUUCGUACUUUUCUUCAUUUUUCCGAAAUUUCAUUCAAAUCGGUUAGGUAUAAAUCAGAGAUGCGCGGAACUGAAUUUUUAACUUGCGGAAUGCGGAAUAAAUUUAUUUUGUGCGGAAGGAGUGACGAUUUCCCUAGUAGUAAGCACAAUUUUCGGAUUUCAAGGUAAAAUUUAUGUAUUUUUCCUUUUCAAAAUGAUAUUUUUCCACGGAUACUGGUUAAAAAAUGAUCAGAAAUUUCAACAAGUCAGGAUAUAUUUUCGAGAAGUUGAAAAGCCAUAUCGAAAAACCGAGAACGCGGAAAAAUAUUUUUUGCGUAGGGCGGAACUUAGCCCAUCUCUGGUAAAAUUCCGAAAAAGGGAAUAAUUUCAUAGCUGCAGGGCUUAUCAAGAACCUAACAUGAUAUAUUUCAAUACACAAACCGAAAACAAAUAUUUUGCUUUUUCAAAAAUCUUUCUGGAAAAAUGUGCCUUUUUUGACUUCUUUUUUUUUGAGGGGCGGGGCGGAAUAAAACUCUAAUUUGUGCAUCAUAUUUAUAGACCCCUUUAUUUUUUUGCAGUUUUUUUGAAAAAUUUUGUCAAAUAUUCUUGCAAAAAAAGUCCUUUUUUUAUAAUGUAUCUCACCACAUUGCCUUCUUAGUUCAAAAAAAUCAAAUUUUUAUAAAAAAAUCCAGUACAAAGUUUAUUGGAAUAUUCAUAUCGACACGGUCAUAAUUAUAGGCUUUCUCUGCAUUAGAGCUUGUUUUCAUUUUUUUUUUUUCAUUUUUCACUUUCAGUUUCGGUUUCCAAUAAAAAGUCUAGUUAGAGAUUGUAGGUUAUAAAAUAAUGAUUAUCAGUCGGUUUUCUUGAACAUAAAAAAGUUUUUUUUCACCAAAAGAACUUGCAGAGAACUCGCCGAGCUGCAGAAAAAGUUGGAGGAGAAGAACAAACUGGUUGCCGAGCACAUGAAAGAAGAAGUCGGCCGUCGGGAGGACCUCAAAAAAUGCAAUAAACUGCUCAGCACCUGCGAUCAAUGCAUCGAAUCGACCAAAAAAGCUGUUCGUCUUCAUUUUUUUUUUGGACGAAGUCUGACUUCUUCCCGAGUUUUAGUUGGAAAAACGGAUACAAGAAAGGGAAGAGGCGAUCCGACCGGAAACCCCGUCGGAAAUGAGACAGUGCUAUAUGAACUAUGAGAAGUUCAAGGCUGUGGUUGGGUCUUUCCAUGGAAAAUCGGAAUAAUUGGUCUUCGAUUUGAUCAGGCCGAUGAUAACCUGGACAAGUUCGACCAGAAGUCCAAAAGAUUGAGGGAUCAGAGAAGAAACGUCGAGAGAGACUUCGCCAACAAGAAGGACAACUUCAAUAAUCUCAAUGCUAAGGUAUAAAUCUUGUUUUUCAAAACGUUAAGGUCUUUUUUUAAGAAUUGAGUUCUCUGACAAACGCUAGCACGUGAAAAAAUAUCUGAACCUUUUUAUAACCCAGUUUUUCGCCUAGAAACUUGUAAAAUAUAGACCAAAGCUAGCUGUCAAUGAGCUACCAAAAAUCCAUAGGUUUAUUUGGAGAAGCUUGAAAAGUGUUUAUUUCUUAACAUUUGACCUUCGAAAAUUGUCAAGUUCCAGGCUUUCAAAAGUUUUUGGGUUUUUGUUUGUAAAAUGGAGGCUCGAUAUUUUCAUUAAAAAAAAACUGAUGAUGAUUUUUUUAUCACGAAUAAUUCAUAAAGUUUACACGAGUUUUUAAAAUCAUUACUGUAAUUUUAAAUCUUAUUUUCUUUUUAAUGAUUGGGGGUCAAUCUUUCUAUAUUCGAGAGUAAUAUCGGUGUUAAGGGCUCAAAAAACUGUGAAGAAAAGUCGAAUAUAGCUUUUAAAGCUGAAAAAGUUCCGUAAUAGCUGAAUUCUUCUCACGAGUUGGAACUCAAAAAAAUCAAAAGGAUCGCUGGUUUCAAUUAUGUGACCACCUAUGAUGAUAGAAGAAAAAGCCUGAUAUAGUUUUUGAAAUAAAUAUUCAAGUAUUAAAAUAGUUGUCAAAGCUGAUAAUCUGACUAAACUAAAUUUUUUAAUGUUCACGCUCAAGAAAUCGAAGUUUCAUAACGUAGCGUGAUGACUGAAUUUUUUCUUACGAUCAAGUUUGAAAAAAUCGAGAAGCUCCCCUAGAUUUCGAAUCUGUGGUCAGUUCUUGAAGAAAAACUAAGAAAAAAGCUCAAUAUAGCGUUCUAAAGCGGAUAACCUGACGUAAUGAUUUUAAGAGAUCAGUUCAUUAUCUAAACAGUCGAUUUGUAGUUGAUGGUGGCCGAGUCAGAGCUCGAAGAUCUGAUAGCGUUAUCGAGUCGAGACCGGGUCAGACUUGCCGAACUUCAGAAGACCUUGGCCGACACUGAGAGAAAGGAGGCUGAAGAUAAUAAGUCGAACUUCUUACUGAGAAAAUUCCCUAAUAAAACGGCUCUUUUUCAGCACUUUAAUCGAAAUAAAAGCGGAACUGCCCAUAAGGGAGGCCGAAGUGACCCAAAUCGAGGCCGACGUCGCGAAACUGCGCGAAGAGGACAACGCUCUGAGAGCCGAGGUGCAGAAGAAAAAAGAUGGAAAUUGAUUGGUUUUCCCAGGUCCUAACGCUGAACCGGCUGAUCGACUCGCAGGUCAACGAUUUCCAGCAGAAAACCAACAAAACCAAAGUGGCGACGGCCCUGACCGAGGCCCGAAGAAACGGCAGUUUGCCGGGGUUCAUCGGUCGUCUGGUUGGUUCUUCAUCCAAUUUCGAAAUAAUAUGCCCGCAACCAUCUUAUGGAGCUUCUCAUCGCGGUCCUAGUGGUGUAUUUCGAAUCGCAUAGUUGGUAGUUUUGAAAAAAAUGAAAAUUUUUUACCAAAAGACAAACAAAGUUCUCCUGAAAAAAAAAAUCAAAAUUUCUCAAAAACUAACAAAUUAUCGAGAAGGCAUUUCACUUGUCGGCUUAAAAUUUUCUAGAAAUUUUCUUAAAUUUUCUCUGAAUAUUUUUAUUAAAAUCCACCAAAGAUGCAACUCGCGUCAGCUUCUAGUUUUUAAGUUAAUUAAUUUAAAGGUCGAAAAGUUAGGCCUAAAACCAGUUUUUCGCAAUUUUAAAAAAUAAAUCAAAAAAUAGAAGUUUACGCAGGUACUUUGAAUGAUCUUCAUCUAGACCUUCAGAGUGUGCUUGAGCAAAUUUGUAGAAAAUUCCAAACCGCAAGGUAAAAUGCCCUCCCUUGCUAGGUUAGGCUGCUAGGUAAAGAAGGUAUUUUCUUUGGAAUUGGAAUUUUUCCGAAGGUUAAUCAGAAUCUCCUUGGAACGCUGUGAGAAGCUCUACAAAACUGCAUGCGAAGUGCCUUUCUUAAAGCUCCUACUUCUCAAAAACUUCUUUCCUAUUCUAUCCCCUCUACCAUUUUCCGCCUAUCUUCAAACACCCAAUUUUAGAAAUGCGCUAGAACAUCCUUUUUUGAGUGGAGGUAGCCCUUUUUAUUAGUUGAAAUAUUCUUGAAUUUUCCUCAUCGUUUUCCGUACUAGGGGGAUUUGGCGGGGAUCGAUAUUUUAUAUGACAAGGCGAUUUCGACGACUUGCGCCGCUCUCGACUAUUUCGUGGUGGAAACGAAGGACGACGGAGAGCGGGCCAUCGACUUCCUCAACGAGGUCCGUUUCUUCUUGUGUUUCUUUGAAUAGGAUCAUUCAGAUUAGAUUUAUUCAGAACCGAAUUUUAAUAAAAAAUCAUUUUCUGUACAUUUUCGACUUUUGCUCAGCGGAUAAUUUUUUUCCAAUGUCUCCCUGCCUAUGACUACCUACCACAAAAAUUUUUGAAAUGAAAAAAAUAUUUCUUUUUUUUCAAAGUGGGAAUCUUGCUUAAAAGCUCUCUGAACAUAUAGAACGAGUCAAUCAAAAAAAAAAAAACAACCCUGAAUUUUUUUGAAAAUUUAUCACUGGAAUGGGGAAUUCAGAAAGAAGCUUGUAUUUUCUGAAUUUUUGCUCUUUCUGAUAGUAAUGUUCUGGGGUAUGAGUUUUUGGAAAGUACACAUUCAACAAAAAAACUGUUCUGGAGCUCAAAUAUUUUUUAUAAUUUUUAAAAAAACUGGAAAAUAGCGCAGGUACGAAGGACCUUUUUCAUAGAACUUCCGCCAAUUUUUUUAAGCAAAUUAUCAGACUUGGAAAAAAAUCAUAAAGAUUUUUAAAGUAAAAUAUCACAUUUAGAAAAAAAUCAUAAAAAAAGAAAAGGUGCCGAGAAAAAAAUCGGAAAUGUACAGAACUUCAAAAAAACUGAUUUUUCUUCGGAAGUUUAUGAAUAAUAAUAGGUUGGGAUCUCUGUUCAACCUUUUUUUCUGUGUUCAGCGCCAACUUCCCCGGAGUUCGUUCGUCUGUUUGGAUGAAACGCCGGACUUUACUGAACAAAUCGCUCAAACGCCUGACCGAUUGUUGGUUUUUUUUUUCAAUAUUUUCUGAUCAAAAACGAUUUCGGGUUCCCUUUUUUGAAGUCACUUUCAUUUUAGAAAUGUUUUUUUUGUUUCAAUUUUGUAUAUAAUGGGUUAUUUGUCUGUCUAUUGAAUUUUUCAAGCCGUUUCCGAAGUGGCAUAAAAUAGUGAAAAUUCGGAGAAUUUUCAGCCCGGCACCACGUCUUUAUGACCAACUGACGAUUCCCGACCCCCGGGUCAAUAAAGUCUUCUACCAGUCAAUGUUCGAUAUGCUCGUCGUGCCGAAUCUGAUGAAGGCCCAGGAGAUUGACCGAAGCGGAAAAGGUAAUAAUGCAGUUAGGAAGCUAAAUGUGCUAAAAGUUUGAUAAUAAAUGUUUCCUUACACUUCAAGUUUAAGUUAAAAAAAAAUCAGGAACUUUUCAAUAAGAGACAAUAUGGUUUCGACCAACUAAAGGUGGUCCUUCUUAAAAAAUGUAUAAAAUAAAUUAAUAUCGCAGAUUUCGAUUGUUUGGGUCAUUUUUUUGAGAUGUAAUACUUGCUUUUUUGGCCUCUAAACUUAGGUUUUCCUUUUUUUCCUUCGCUGUAGGACACAGUUUUUCUAACGAAACCUAAAGUUAUAAUUUUUUUCAUGUUUCGUGAAAAAUUACGUAAAUUUCUACAUGUGAAAAUAAAAAAAUGCCUUUUUAAAAAAAUCUGCUUUUUUUGCCAGAUGAGACUACGAUUUAUCUAUUUGCAGGAUUUCGGAACAUUUUUUGGGCCAGUAGAAAAAAAUGAGAACUUCUUUUUAGGAAUCACCUUUUUGUAAAAUAAAUUUUUUUAGCUCUUCUUCAAAAAUCUGCUUUUCAAAAGAAGUUCAAGAUUUUUUCUUCAACUCCUAGUUUUGUAGGAAAUUUCCGAAUUGUGACUUUCGAGGGACAAGUGAUCGAUGUCACUGGUAACGUCUCCGGAGGUGGUCAACCUUUAAGGUGCUUCUCAUUUAAAAAAAAAUGAAAGAUUCAACAAAAAUUUCCAGUGGUCGGAUAGGCCAAAAACCGACGCAAGUUUCGGCGGACCAGGAGAAAAUCAUCGAGAUGCAGAAGAAACAACACGAAGAAGCGGAGGAAAAGCAUCACAACUGCUUGAUGAAACUCAGACCCGUUGGUUUUGAAGCUUCAUUAAAAAAAAAAUGGGAAAGCUUUUAUAAGAAACAGAAUUUGUUUUUUUUAAAGAAGAGAGGGCAUAUAAGAUAGGCGGACCUUAGCGCAACAUGUUGUGUGCUUUUGUGUGGUCUAAAGGGUCGCAAGUUCGUUCCACGCCUUUUUUAAUCAAGACUAGCGUAUUGAUUAUCACGGUUUUUGGAUAAGACCACCCCCUCCUUCUCAUGAAAAAUAGUGAAUUUUUUCAGAUGGAACAACAGUUGGUGGAAACGAGGACUGCUGUCGCGCGGUUGAAAGAAACUUACCAAUCUUUGGAAUUAAAUAUUCCGGUGGGUUAAUGUAGAUGAAACAGAGCCAUUUUCGGCUUCCAAAAAAACUCAAAAAUUUUUUUUCUUUGGCUCCAAGUAUUAUACAAAUUUUAUCUAAAUAUAUCAGCACUUUGCAAAGAUUCAAUUCAGACGUUUUCCAUAACGCAAACCGGACGCCCCCGGACGUGUCGGAGCACAAUAGUGACAUCUUUUGUAGCGCAUCCUUAAGUGAUCCCUAGAAUUGUUCAAAGAAGUUUUGAGCGCGCUCUAGUUUUUCUUACUGGGAUACGAGCAGGAAAUUUCAGUUACACAUGGGUAGGACUCUUCAAAAGAUCGCCAAACCGUACUACCUGUGGUUAAAGUUUAUUUUAAUUUUGUUAACACGAUCUCCUGAGGUUGAAAGUUCAUUUUUUUUUUUCGCUUACUUUUCGAAAAAUUUUCUGAGUCAGCUCUUCCUCCGGGGCUUGAUGAGUUCUUGAUGAGUUCGACUUUUUGCAGUACACGAAGGAGAAGUUGGAGACGUUGCGGAAGACGGUCCACGCCCAGGAAAGAAUCGCCAACGCACCUCAAGUCAAAGUCACCCCCAAGGAGAUCGACGUCAAGAGAGCGGCUGUCAACAAAAUCCGAAAGGGUGUGGUGGUUUUCUGGAAAUAGGGAAAGAAAAUAUGACGGAAAAACUUUUAAAAAAAAGUUUAUUCUCAAUUCUGAAUUUUUUUUUUUUGAAGAAGCUUCGAAUUUUUUUUCAUCAUUAUUUUUCUGAUUUUCCAGACCGCGACGUGGCAAAUAACAGAGUUUUGCACGUCGAGGAGAAAUUGAGGGAUGUGGCUGAUAAGAUCAACAAAAUGUACAUCGUUCUAGUCCAGGUAAAUCUAGAAAACUACCUUUCUUAUCAAACUCCAUUCUCCGUUGGCUUGGCUCGGAACUUCUCUUUUCUCCCAUGAUAUCUCUGUUACUCGCGACUCGAAACUUCUGCUUUUCUCUGAACCCUCCUCGUCUCUCGACAACUCUCCCUUGUUGACGUGAUAUUUUAUGUUUCUCUGACCUCGCUGGUGAGGGAACAGAGAGACGCAGACACUCGAAAAAUGAAAAGUUGCGGCGAACGGACUAUAUUUAGCCACCUUUCAUUGAGUUUUUCCUAGAGCCAAUCUUGAAUGCUUUUUCUGAUUUUUAUGUCUAGUUUGAUCAAUUUCCAGUCGAACGUAGACCUGGCCGAGAGGAAUUUGAAGCAAUAUAACGUGGAAAAAUCGAGGCACACCGAGGCUGAAGUCACCUUCAACAAUAGAGAAAAAAACGCGUAGAAGAGGUUUUUUUGGAAAAAAAGAUUAUAUAAAAAAAUUUUGAUAAAAAAAUAUAUACAAGAUAAAAAGUUUUUAAAAAAAUUUUAAUUGUUAAAAAAAGAUAUAAAUUAUUAAACUAUAUGAAUAAUUUAUAAAUGAUAUUAUUAAGAAACAGGUUUUUUUCUUCAACGCAGCUUGUGAAACUUCAUUGGAAAUCGAGUUAACCUUUCUUAGGAAGUUGCAUAAUCAAAAAGAGAAGAUGAGAAGGAUUGAGAUGGGUAUUUAUUUUUUAUAGCAAGAACCCCGUUUCAUGAGAAGUUUUAAAUGUUUUUGAGUUUUAUGGAUUUCGCUGCUUUUUUGGUUGCCUUUCGAAAGAGAGAAAUGUAUUUGGUAUUUAGUCGGAAAUGUGUUAUUUAGAGUUAUGUGAUGUAAAUUAUAAACUAAUAUAAGAAAGAUCACUUAAGUAGUCUCUAAAGUCUUUUCCCUGACGUCGAAAGUUGCCUUCAGCUCGAAACUCGGCUGGUAGAACUUGAGGCAGAGCGAGAAAAACACGUGGAGGCUUGCAAAGUCGCGGCAGCCUUGGAACUGGAAGCCAAGGAGAAUCGACAUCUUGCCGACAAGAAGGACAUCCAGGUUCUUGAUUACGGAGAAGCUCCAUCGAAAAUCAAUUAUUCAAGGACUCGAUAACAGCUGUCGAAGAGCAAUUCCCACCUUUACGAACGAAAAGACAAGAACUUCGAGGCGAGGACAUCCAGUUGGACAGUGAGAUUCAGGUUUCAGGGAGGGUUUCUCAGGAGAUUUUUAUUUUUGUUUGUAGAAAAUGCAAGACGAAGUCACCCAGCUCACCCUUCAAAUGACGUCCAAACAGAGGCAGCUGGAAGUGAUGGAUAAGGAGGUAUAAAGAGAGGAAAAUGGCUUGAAAUAACUUGGGUAGGCCAGAGUGGUCACUAUGGGGGAGAGCGAAAAUGUGCUCCCUAAGGCGGUAAACUUCGAGUGCUCCCUAUAGGGGUUUAGGGUCGGACUCCCAAGCUCCCAAAGCUUGAGUAGUCCUUCUAGGGGUUUAGGUCCGAUCUCGAAGCUUCUAAAGCUCAAGUGGUCCCUAUAGGGGUCUUUAAAUUUUUGUUUCUGAUUUGUAAGUUUAAACGACUAUUUGAUGAAACUUUCCGCCGUAUUCAAAAAUUUUAUUUUUAAAAAAAAUUGCAAAAAUUUGAUUCCAAGUUUUGAAAAUAAAGGUUUGUGGAAAAAAUAUUUUCGAACUUUUUCCAGAUGGAAAGUUUCAAGCCGCAAAAGGUCCCUAAACUGCGACACGUGCAAAUGGACAAAACAAUGGAUCGGUUCUCCCUGUGGGACCAUCCGUCCGCCUCUAAAGUGACCCCCUCGAAGGCGGCCGCAAGUGCUCCAGUUGCUGAUCCAGAGGUACUUGCAUGUUUCCUGAGUCUUAGGACUUUUUGAAAAAAAAUGAAUCUACAAAAAAUGGAAAUUAGAUAAUGAAAAUUUUCAAAAAUUUUAAGGAAGAACAAGAUGAAGAAGAUACCGCGGAAGGACUCCUUUUACUCACCGAGGAAGAGGUUUGUUCAUAAAAAAAAAAUCAAUAAUUUCUUUGAAUUCUCAGAUUUUGGAAGUGACCACGAAUCAGAUCGCCGAGAUGAACUUCAAGGUCGAACAGAUCAAGAAACGACUCCAGGAGACCCGAGGAAACGUCAAUUUCAGCUCCGUCGCCGACUACAUGAAAUAUGUCCGUAUUAUUCUCAAGAAAACGAAAAAUGAGAAGAUUCUCAGGUGAAGCAAUUCGAAGAGGAAACCGCCAAAACCACGGCCUUUUUCGACACUUUCCUGGAACACCGGAACAAGUCUGUCAAGCUGAAGACGGACAGACGCAAUGAAUUCCAUGUAUUCUGAGAAUUUUGAGUGAUUUAUGUGAGAAACGGGUGUUCAGGAGGCGUUCGUGUUCAUUUCGGGCUGCCUCCGGGAGCUCUACCAGAUGAUAACCGUCGGCGGCGACGCUUCCCUCGACAGCAAAGGCGGAAGCGGCUAUGACCCCUUCAACGACGGCGUCUUUUUCAUGUUCGUGGUUUUUCUUUCAGAAUCAAUCAAUCAUUUGUUUUCGUUUUUAAGUCAUAGUUGAACAAACCCCUUGUUUUUCGAAAGUUCAAGACAUUUUGAAUUUAGGUUUUCUCGCUGAGAAACGGUUAUGGGAAUUUGAAAAACGAUUUUUUCUUUAUAGCGCGCGACGAUGAUCUUUCAAUAACGCCGCAUGAAUUAUUAUUCAGCUUUCAUAUCUGAAAAAAAUUCAAAAAAAUGUAUCGCUGUUAAAGAGUUAUGAUCCCACAAAAAAACUUUUAGACAUGUAAAGGCAAAAGUUAAAAAUAAUCAAAUUUUUAAACCAAUUCUUGAGGAUUAAGAUCAAUUUUUUUUUUUUGAGCUCGCAGCCAGAAUAAUCAGGCUAGAAAACAAUGAAAAAUUCGUAUAUUCAAGGGUGCGACCGGCUAAAAAAUCGUGGAAAGUGAUUGAGAAUCUGAGUGGCGGCGAAAGGACCUUAGCCUCCCUGGCCUUGGUUUUCGCCUUGCAUCAGUAUCGGUGAGAAAUAAAACAAAAAGUAGGCAAAUGAGUCAUUUGUUCAGACCAACUCCCCUGUAUGUGAUGGACGAGAUCGACGCGGCGUUGGAUGCGAGGAACGUCUGCAAAAUUGGAGUUUAUAUCAAGGUUUUGCAAGAUUUUGAGCUUUAUUUUUGUUUAUUAGAAACCUCUUUCGAUUCUUGAAUUUUUUGAAAAACCUUGAUGUGAACAGAAUCCUCUCCCCAUUAAAGUCCUUCUUUCCAAAAUAAUAAAAGAAAAAAAUUAAAAAAAUAGAAAGUUUUUUUUGUCGAAGCAAUGGAUCACGUUCAGGUUUUUUAUAUUUUUUUGCAGCAAUUUAAAAUUUUUUUAUUGGGAACUAGAAUCUAUAUUUCUUUAAGAAUUCGUACUUUUAUGCAACUUCAAGAAUAUCUCAAGAAACACCAUGAAAAAUAUGUAAAUAAAAAGUUUAUCUCCGGCCCUACCAAGUGCUUCAAAAAUUUGGAUAUUUACAGGAUCGCGCCAAAAAUGCUCAGUUCAUCAUCAUCACCCUCCGUAAUCAGAUGUUCCAACUUGCCAAUCGAAUUAUCACCGUUCGAAAGGUUUGACACAUGAUUUGGAUAACAUGGUUCAUUACCAAGGGCUUCUGUAUAUUUUUAAAGGGAUAAGAAUGCAAUUCGAACUAUAGAUGCCCAUUUUUGGAGCAAAAAAAAGAAAGAAAAACUCGCAUUAUUCUUUUUUUGAAUGGAUUUUUCUGCUAUUUCCGUUGGAUAUGGAAUGAAAAAAACUUUAAAAAAAGAAAUUUUUUUGAAAAAAAUUUCUUCCUUUUUAAAUUUUUUUAUGCUUCUGUCCUGCAAUUAAAAUGAAACACCAAGGAUUUCAAAAAUCAUUCAUUUCAAGUCGAAAAAUUAUUUAUUUACUUAUAGCCAAUGAGCCAAAUAGGCUUUUUCUUUAUGGCCAGUACUGUAAAUCAAUAAUUUUUUUCACUCAUCAUUCCUUUUUUUGAUAAAUUUUGACUCAAAAAAAGUAUGUAAAAAUGAAUAAUUUCAAUUUUUUUACAGAUCAGAGACGUCACCGUGAUGGGAACCAUGCAGCUGAAUCCGACGACGGAAAUCCAACAGCUUAGGGCCGAAUUCAAUGAAGCGGUAGACUCAUUUUCGUGGCUCGAAAAUAUAGUUUCCAUGGUUUUUCAGGUCAGAUUGGUACGACGGGGAGAAACUCGUCGGCGAGUUGUUAUCCAGGAUUUGCCAAUUGAGGCCAUUGAGGCGAUUCAGGUAGACUUUUCACUGAUUUUUCAAAGAUUAUGGGUGAAAAUUGAAAAUCUAAGAAAUCAUUUGAGGAUCUGUAGUUAAAAUUGAUCCGUGAAACAAUAAAUUUGAUUUUUACAAAUUGCAAAGGUUAGUAAUGGGUACUGUGUGAAUUUUGAGGAAAUUCAGAGACUUUGGUAUUUUUGGCAUCAUUUUUUGAACUUCAAAAAGGGAGAAACCGUAGAAAAGAUUGUUUUUGGAAAGCAACAUGAGGUUGCCGUUUCUCUCGAUUUUUUUUUAAAAAUUCAAAGACUGGAAAAUUAGUGUUACCUUCACCUGCCUUUGAAAAAAAUUUUCUCAGAUCCGAGAAAUUUCGAUUUAUACAAGGCUUUUUAUUAGAAUAUUUUUGAAAAAGUAUAGAUUGAAACAUUUGAAAAUCAAAUCACUAUAAAAUCUUUUAUCUGAGCUUUUUUUCAUCAUGUUUUUCGAUUAAAGAUAUCGGUAACAGAAGCUAAAAGUUUCAAGGAUUGCCGAAUAAUUUACUUUUUUAACCGUUCCGACCAAUUUGAGAUGCUUAAGAAAAAAAUAUUAUUUUGAAAAAAAGAAAGUUUAAAAUUUCCACCCUUGUUCAGAUUGUCGACCGAGAAGAGGAAGUUGUAAUGGAAGAAGAAUUUCAUCGAAUGUCCGUGGAGCCGAGCUCACAUGCGCCGUCCAGACUGUCAGAAUCGCCGUUUGCGAGGUCCAGAACACCGGCGACGUCUUCGAGAACCUCUUCGCCAAUGUUCCCGCCUCGUCUGAUGAUCGCCGAAAGCCGAGAAGCGACAGCAACGCCAACAAGAACCCGAACUGUCGAGCCUGCAGAAUCUCCAAGCCCUGGAUCAAGGUUUUCAGCCAUCCGAGAGCUGUCAGCAACCCCGACCCGGUCCUCGAUGAUCCCGACGACUUUCGGAUCGCCUGGACCUUCCGGAAUCCCCAGGCAGAAGCCUCCGAGCGUCUUCGUUAUGCCUACCUCUCCCUCUUCCUCUUCGACGAGUCCCGAUGACCCAGACAAGCCUGGGCCGUCCAAGCCUCGAGCCGGCUUUGCCGAACGUGCCACGCCCAAGAAACGCAGCAUCGCCAUGUCACGGUUCGAAGACGACGAGGAAGUCGGACCGUCGUCGAGUCCGAAGCGUCAGAAGGAGGCUGUCGAAGAUUCCGAUGAGAUGGAUGAGGACGAGGAGGAGAUGGAAGACGAUGACGACGAGGAGUUCUCCGCCAAAAAGAAGAAGACGUCAGCGAAGGCAAAACGUCCGGCCGUGAGGUCGAGAGGAGGACGAGGAAGGGCCAGAGCUAGGGCUAGGGGAACGGUUAGUUUAAAAGACGGAGAAAAAAAAGCUACUUUUGAAAAAGGGACAGACAUUCUAUAUAAUUUUCGAGAAACAGUGAUGAAAAUUCACCCAGGGUGCAAUAAUUCAAUAAAAUUUCCAUUCUCUCGACUUUUUUCUUUGAAUUAUCAGACCUGAUUCAGGUGUCCAUUCAGCAAAAACGACUUUCAGGGCGAUUUGUCGAGCCGCCGGGCGCGACCACGUCGUCCAACCCGAUCGGCCUUGAGACGGGCCACAGAUCCCGAAAGAGGCGGUCGUUUGGCCUCGCCCGUGGCCCCCGACGAAGACGAUCACUUCUCCAACAUCAUCGCUCAGCUCCAAGAGACGCUGACCGCCCCGUCGCCCGCCAAAAAGAAGGGCUCGAAAAAGAAGAAGAAGAAGGGAAAGAAAAAGCGCAGCGGCCGUCCUGAGCCUCAGGAAGAGUCGUCGUCGUCCUCUUCCUCGCCGUCGACUUCGUCGUCGUCGCCGUCGCCGGUUCGGACCUUACUGAGGAGUGGAAAGUAGAAGAAAUUCUUUGUCCAGGUCGGUUUUAGAACGCUUUGAAAGUUCACAGUGGAGUGUAGUAUGAACUUUGGGCCGAAGAAAAUAUGGGAAAUGAAUUUUUAAACAAAUGCACUGAUUUAUUGACUUGAAGAAGUCAGUCGCAGAAAUUUUACGAUAAAGGACGAUUUUCUAAUUAAAAAAAAAAAUCUUUUAGAUAUAGUUUCCAAAAAAAGAGUUCCAUUUAACUUGAGCAAAAAUGAAGAACAGAAAAAAAAAUUAAUGAGCGGACUCAGGGUUUUUUUGCAUAUGAGAGUUGAAAAAUGGCAAACUUUAAAAGUAUUAAAAAUAUAAUUUGUUUUAUAAAGUGAAAUAAUCUUGUCAUUAAAAAAUUUUCAAACCGAGACUCUUAUAGUUUUCUUCAAAAUUAUCAAAUGAAUUUCGAUUUUCAGCUGGGACUUGACUAG